AUGGCAGGCCGGCGUCGGCCCCCCCGGCGCGAUGUGAUCGCGGCGGCGGGGCCUCCUGCUGUUCCCAUCCAACCAGCGGCCCAGGGCGGGCAGGUGCCAGCCCUGUUCCGAGCCGUCGCGGACUGCCUAACUGCGGGCGUUGGCAUCGCGCCCUCGGCGCCCCCACUGGCGACUGUUCGGCCGCGGGAGCCUGUGUAUCGAUCCCCCCGCGGGCGCACCCAUCCAUUCCUUCGCGCGCGCGGGCAAACCUUCCGUCGCCGCCGCCCUCCUCGCCCUCCGUUGUCAGGCCAGGCUCGCCGACCGCCUCAGCACCACGCUCCCGCCUUUCAGUCGUCCCCGUUGCACCUACCUCCUCCCCCGGUGCACUCCGCCUCGUCGCAGCAGGCUCCACCGGUUGCGCAGGCUCCGGCGCAGUCUGCGCCCCCUGUUCCUCUGUCGCGGCCAUCUCUUCCUGAUCCAGAUCCUGAGGCGCCACCUCAGUCGCCACCGUCUCACCCUGUCUCUUCAUCCUCCCUGGGCGGUUCUGCUCCUCGGUUGGUCGAACAGGCGCCUCUCCCGUCUGCGGCCCCAGUGCCAGGCUCUGAGCCGCCUCCUCUCCCGCCGUCUCCUCAACCAGCCGUGCCUUCCUUGUCCGUGCCGACCCCUGCUGUGCCGUAUGCGUGUUCGUACCCCCCUCGGCUGGAUGUGACGGACUCCGCUCCUCCGGGCCCUCGCGGGCUCCCUUUCCCGGAUCCCGCCUACUGCGGCCCUCGGCGCCAGCAUCCCCUCGUGCCAGGGUCUCGUCCUCCUGGAGCUCGGUUUGGAUUUCAUCAGCCUGUGCCUGGGAUUGCCCGCGGCUACUGGAGCGACGACGAGGUGCCGGGCACCCCUCGCGACCCGGGGGUUGAUUGGGAUGGUUGCUUCUCGUGGCCUCAGAAGCAGGACGGGGGGAACUGGGGCUCGUGCGCUCCGCCCCCGAGCCCCCCUUGGGGGACGCCUUCUUAUGGACCGGGGGAUUACGAGUCUCGUUGGCGGCAUCUUCAGUCGAUUGGCCGUUGCGUGACUGAGCUCUCGUUCGUGCUUGACCUCCUGCACGACGCCCUUCUGUCUCGGGAGGUGGUGGCGCGGGAUCCGCACAUGAAUGAAGACCAGCAGAGUCGUGUGCGACGGGCAGUGGAGAGCGCGCUGUGGGAUGUCCUGCAUCUGCCACUUGAGCCCGGGGACCCUUCGUUGGACGACGGACCUGGCGCAGCGGCUUUCCGCAUGGUAGCCACGGCUGCUGAGGAGUGCCCGCUUGGCAUCGUGCCCGCACUCGCGUGUUUGCUCCGGUGGCUUGGGCGGAGGGUGAGGCGGAUGUAG
Molecule: messenger RNA, 1338 nt
Organism: Closterium sp. NIES-65
Lineage: Eukaryota; Viridiplantae; Streptophyta; Zygnematophyceae; Desmidiales; Closteriaceae
Source: the annotation of a GenBank genome assembly